Messenger RNA from Lolium perenne, 1303 nucleotides. RefSeq names its product F-box protein At5g49610-like. The record is from RefSeq and is a predicted model, not a curated record. NCBI's taxonomy places the organism in Eukaryota, Viridiplantae, Streptophyta, Magnoliopsida, Poales, Poaceae. Gene Ontology annotation, molecular function: protein binding.
UCGUUGCACCAGCAAUGCUGCUCCGAUCCCGGCGGCGCGUCGCCACCGAGGAAGAUGCCCGUCGCCGUCGGGCGACCGUUCCUAGAGGGAGAAGCAGGGCGGGGCCGGACCGGCUCGCCGCGCUCCCGGAGGACAUACUGCAGGAUAUCCUGGUGCGCCUCCCGGCCGACUCCGUGCUCCGCUGCCGCGCCGUCUGCCACUCCUGGCGCCGCCUCGCCUCCGACCCCGCGUUCCUCCUCGACCACCACCGCCGCCAGCCGGAGCUCGCCCUAAUCAGGUCCUACCGGCCCUCCGAUGCCUCUGACGCCCUCCCCCGCCUCGAAGCCCUCCACAUCCGGGCCGCCGAGUUCCGGCCAUUCUUCGGGUUCCCCAAACAGUUCGGCUCCCACUUCCCCGCCCGCGCCUCCUGCGACGGUCUCUUCGUCGUUGGGCAGUGCAUCUGCAACCCGACCACGCGGCAGUGGGCGCCGCUCGCCACGGGCCCAAGCCCCCAUGCCGGCACUGUGGUCGCCCUCUACCGGCACCACCCUUCAGGGGAGUAUCGCGUGCUCUACUGGACACGAUGGAACCCCGAUGGAAAUUGGUCAUGUCUGCAUGCGUACUGCGUCCUCACCGUGGGAACCGACCAACCCAGGAGUGUGGGUUAUCCUCGGGUAGGCAGCUGGAGGAGGGGAAUACACAUCUUUGGCACGCCAGUCCUUGUCAAUGACAUCCUGCACCUGCACUGGAGGGAACACACCAGUGUCCGCCACCACAGGAUACUGGCGUUUCACACGGUGGUGGAGACCUUCGGGCACAUGAGCCUGCCCGCGGCUGUGGAGCCCCGCCAUGCGAUGCACCUGCUUCAAAUGGGUGGCAAGCUUGUCGCGUCCACCGGUAAGGAUGACAUGACAGGGAUGACCAUCCUUUUGCUGCACCAUGAUGUCUGGACCUAUCACUACCAGAUCAAACUGCCGGUGAUGGAUAACAUGCAUUUCCAACAAGAACUGGGGAACUGCUGGGCAGAGAUUGUUUCCGAGGAGCAAGACCUGCUUGUUAGCUGCUAUGGCCACCUCUUGCAUUGUGACAAGAAGGGAAAUUUGGUAGCCAACUUCAAGUUUGAUGAUGACAUGCCAGUGGUUCUGCCUCAUAGGCUCAAAGAGAGUCUUAUUCAGCACAAGUUUUUCCAAAAGAAAAACAUUCCAGAAGAAGAAGAAGAAGAAGAAAAACUGAUUACAGUUGUCCAUCUUGAUUGAGAUCUGAUUUGUGCCAUGUUAACUGUCAGUAAGCUCUCUCUCUGGUUAUAUCAUGCAAUCAAUAAGUG